Messenger RNA from Protopterus annectens (West African lungfish), 1386 nucleotides. Its product is annotated as hyaluronan mediated motility receptor-like. The transcript has 9 exons. NCBI's taxonomy places the organism in Eukaryota, Metazoa, Chordata, Ceratodontiformes, Protopteridae. The record is from RefSeq and is a predicted model, not a curated record. The coding region runs from base 1 to 1386 and encodes 461 amino acids.
AUGCAUUUGUUUGAUUUUGCAGAGCUCUUCAAGUUCUCAUUCGUCAGUGCACCUUUUGACAGCAGUUCAUUGUUUGACCCUAAGUUGAAGGACACAUUGUUCAGCCUGAAACUGGACAUUGAGGAAAGGGAACAAAAGUUGCUUGUGGCACAAGAUGCACAAACAUCGAGCCAGAUGAAAAAUGAGGAGCUACAGGUUACCUUGAAAGAAAUUGAGAGUAUGCAAGUGGAGGACAAGCAAGAGGUGCAGGAACUGAGCAGACAGGUUAUAGUUCUACGUGCACAUGCUCAUUUUGUGAGAGUAGAACUAGGAGAGUGCAGUGGCUUGGUAGAAGACUUGAAGGCUGACGUCUCUGAACUGCAGGCUGCCAAGGAGCAGCUUCAUAAUGAAGUGCUAGAGGUGCAGAAUCAGGCCGACAAACUGAAAGAAUCGUGUGACCUGUUGGAGGAAAACCUGUCCCAUACCCAGCAAGCACUGCAGAAUGAAAGGGAGGAAAAUGGGGCAUUACAACAAACAGAAAAGGAACUGAUGGCUACUGUUAAUCAGCUGGAGCAUGAGAUACUAAGUCUGAAAUUGGACAUUGAGGAAAUGGAACAGAAGCUGCAUGCUGCACAAGAGAGACAGACAUCAAGCCAGAUGAAGAAUGAGGAGCUGCAGGCUACCUUGAGAGAACUUGAGAGUCUGAGAGUGGAAGAGAGGCAAGAGGUGCAGGAAAUGAACAGACAGAUUGAAGAAUUUAAGGUUGACAUAACUGGACUGCAGGAUAAAAAGCAACAGUUUCAGAAAGAAUUUUUAGAGGCACAGAACCGAGCUCACCGGCUGAAGGAAUCAUGUGACCUUUUAGAGAAGAACCUGACCCAUACCCAGCAAGCACUGCAGAAUGAAAGGGAGGAGAAUGGGACAUUACAGCAAGUGAAGAGUGCACUACAGGCUACUGUUAAACGGCUAGAGCAUGAGAUACUAAGUCUGAAACUGGACAUUGAGGAAAAGGAGCAAAAGCUGCUUGCAGCACAAGAGGCUCAAACACUGAGUCAGAUGAAGAACAAGGAGCUGCAGGAUGCCUUGAGAGAACUUGAGAGUCUGAGAAUGGAGGAGAAGCAAGAGGUGCAGGAACUGAACAGACAGGAUAGGGACAUUCUUAUGUUUGAUGCAAAGAAGCAAAGUACAGAUGCUUUUGUUAGCGUGGAUGUCUAUGAAAAAAAAAAGCCGCCAGAAGCUUUUGCAGCCCAUCUUGCUGCUCAGAUGGCAGCAGACAGCAAUAACCAGUGCAUGGAUCAGCAGGAGAGUUCUGCACAUGAUCACAAGCAGGAGCAGGACAGAGGGGAGAAGCUGAGGGACAUGACCAGACACAAGGUAACUCAUGACCUUCAUCCUUUUGCUGACUAA